GCAUUUGCACGCUACUCCAGCGUCACACUCGGUAAACCCGCCUACUCAGGACCGUCUUCUACCAAUCGUUCAUCUCGAGGAGCAAGUUUUUGCCUUCUUUUUCGGAAACUGAGUACCGCAAUGUCCAUCGCCAAGGCAAUCCGCCGCCUUGGCUCGGCGCCCAGCCAUGUAGGUGUAUGCUCUGCAGCAUCGACCCGAAGGUAAGGAUAUAAAACUUUUGGCCCGUAGGUGCUGCUGUUACUUCCUUACCCUACUACCUCUCACGAAACCUCCUACUCGAGCCCUCGGAGCAUUCCCUCGUUACCUACAUAUACCUAAAUCGACAAGACAACUACGGUCGUUUCCACAAAUUCAACAUGAGGUUCUCGGUCAUCACUCUUCUCGCUGCCGCUGCCGCCGUUGUAGCACAGGACACUGUCUCUGUGACUGCCGGUGGAGAGUGCGAGCCCCACGGCGACCACUGGCACUGCCCCGACGGCGUUCCAGAGCCCACUGGUGCUCCUACCCCGGAGCAGCUUGCUUCGCACUCCGCUGAGGAAGCCGCUGAGGAGGCCACUUCCGGCCCUGCCUCUACCAUCGCCUCCACUACCGUCACUGUCGUCUCAUCUGGAUCCACCAUGAUCACUGCCUCCGCAUCCCACAGCCACGAUGAUGAGGACGAUCACGACCACGAGGCCACCGCCAGCACUUGCGAGCCCCACGGCGACCACUGGCACUGCCCUGCUGGUGUUGCUGAGCCCACCACCGCUCCUGCUGAGACCGUCUCUGGCACUGCUACCGUUACCGGCGAAGACGCUGCGUCCGCUGCUGAGUCCAGCGCUCUCCCUGAGCAGACCGAGAACGCCGCUGUGGCCGUUGGCGCCGGAAAGGUCGCUGCUGUUCUUGGCGCUGCUGCUUUCUUCUUGUAAGCGCGGAUUCGCUGGGGUAGUUUGCUGAAACCCCCCCUUUUUUUUUGCGAU
Messenger RNA from Alternaria rosae, 959 nucleotides. RefSeq lists its product as uncharacterized. The record is from RefSeq and is a predicted model, not a curated record. Lineage: Eukaryota; Fungi; Ascomycota; Dothideomycetes; Pleosporales; Pleosporaceae. Bases 357 to 908 code for a protein of 183 amino acids. The transcript is spliced from 2 exons.